Messenger RNA from Cryptomeria japonica (Japanese cedar), 1748 nucleotides. RefSeq names its product THO complex subunit 4A. Gene Ontology annotation, cellular component: nucleus. The transcript is spliced from 5 exons. NCBI's taxonomy places the organism in Eukaryota, Viridiplantae, Streptophyta, Pinopsida, Cupressales, Cupressaceae. Gene Ontology annotation, biological process: mRNA export from nucleus. Gene Ontology annotation, molecular function: mRNA binding. Bases 350 to 1027 code for a protein of 225 amino acids. The record is from RefSeq and is a predicted model, not a curated record.
AUUUUCUCACCCUUUCUUGUUAAUUUACCGCUCCUAUAAACAGUCAAAAACACAAAAGCCAAGAGUCAAGAAGACUUGCUUACAUCUGGUAAUCUUAAUUAGUCCGUGCAAUUAAGAAGUCCUAAAUAUGGUAAGGUGAGAAAAACCUUGAGCUACUGGAAGCAAAGUCACAGGCACUAUGUGUGUUGGGUUCAUCUGUGGAGGGUUGCUCCAUCACCCAAACACUUUUUUGGCAAGCUCAGAAUUCAGUCAUCACGCCCUUUCUUUGAUACCCAACAAAUAAAUCAAGCAAUUGCCCGCAAGGCAAUUUCUGAUCUCACCAAACUUCGCCUUAAAAAAAUUAGCAAAGAUGUCAGGUUCUCUGGACCUGUCUUUGGAUGAUCUGAUAAAGAACAAGAAGAAGCGAAGCCGUGAAGAAGAUGGAGAAAGAGGAUCAUCUGGUUCAAAACGUAGAAGCACAAAGCGUUCUGCGCAUCGGUCGGCACCACAUUCGGUUUCAAAGUCUAAUCCGAGAGCAUCGGAGCAUGAUGAAGCUGCAGCGAGGCCUCCUCCAGCAAUCGAGACCGGUACCAAACUUUACAUCUCUAAUUUGGAUUAUGGAGUCACAAACGAAGAUAUCAAGGAACUAUUUUCAGAAGUUGGGGAUCUGAAGCGGUCCACUAUUCAUUAUGACAGGAGUGGGAGGUCCAAGGGGACAGCAGAGGUUGUAUUUGCAAGGAAGGACGAUGCAAUAGCUGCUGUAAAGCGAUACAAUAAUGUGCAGCUUGAUGGUAAACCAAUAAAGAUUGAAUUUAUUAGUGCGAGCCUCCACACACCUGCUACGAGCACUCAAUCUAUGAAUGGGUUGUCAGAAAAUACAGCUAAAUCUUCUGGAAGGGGACGUAGCCGGAGUGGUCGGAGGCGUAGACGAGGUAGAGGCCAUAAAAAGCAGAAUAGUGAAGAAAAAAUUGAGAAAGGCACGAAAAGCACUGAAGAUCUUGAUGCCGAGUUAGAGAAUUAUCAUGCCCAAGCUAUGCACACAGAAUGAAGUAGAUCUUCUCAACUGCAACAGCAAAUUUGUUGAAGAUUUCUCUGUUUGUGUCAAGUUUCAACAAUGAGUCAAAUUCAUAGCUGGUUGUUUCUUUGAGAGAAAAGCAUCUAAUUGAUGCACCAACUGGUUUUGAAACUACUUAGUCUUGAGAAUAGAUUGAUUACACAUCUGUUUGAUUUGUUGGCUUCUCAAAAAAAAAAAGUGAGACUUACUGUAGUAUCCCUUGGCUUUAACUAUUGGCUAGCUAUCUUAAUAUUAUUGCCAUCUAAGAGAUGAAAUAGAAACUGGUGUUAACGUGAGAUUGGUAAGCUGUAAAUAUACAAAAUGUCCACACCCACCUUGACCUUUCAAAUUCCUUGAUCUGCUUUGUUUACACUAGUUAUUUGUUAAUCAAUGUCUGGACUUGUUUCGCCUUAUGAUUUCUUGAUCAAGAGGAAUGGAUCAUGGAAUUGUGAUUCAUAACAGCCUGAGAAAUACUAGUGGGAGCAUAGAAUAUGGACAGUAGAAUAUGUCUCUAAAUGUUAGGCACAGAGAAGACAUGAAAUGUAAGAUGCUCUCCAAUAUAGCAUUGCAAUUGUCUCUAUAGAAAGCUUACCCUAACUAGAUCAGUCAUUUUUUCUUGGGGGUAGAGCUAUAUGGACGUGUUCCAAUAGAGCAUUGUUUUCCAUUUUGAAUUUGUAUGUUCAGAUAUCUAUUGAAAUUUGUCACAUUGCUCUAA